AGCUAAUAGAGGAUACUAUGAGUAGGAUUCGAGGGGAAAGUGCACUCCACAUUAGAACUUCAACUUAGAAACCUACCAAAAGAGCUUAGCGUUUCGCUAAUAAAUUCAGCCUUAUUUUAUUUCUUGUAUCUCCUCCUCGUUAUGUCUGAAGAAGAAAAUCUGCAAACUGUUGAAGGAAUAGAUAAACCAAUGACAACUCCUUAUUAUGGUAUGAUAAAACAUAUUAUUCGUGUGAUGCUGAUUGAUCAUGACAAAGAGUUUGUUGAUGAGAGGGUCGAUUUGUUAAAAUCUUACGGAUAUAAAGUUACGACAGUUGAUACGGCUUUGGCAGCAAUGUCAAUACUCUCCAAAGGAAAGGAAAAAAUCGAUGUGAUUAUAUUCAACGUCCAUUCACCCGACCGACUUUCUUUUCAGCUUUUGGCUCAAGCUGUAGCCUUAAAUGUUGUUUCAUUGUUUAUAUGUGAUGAAGACAAUGACCUCUUAGCAAUGAAGGCUUUGAACAUUGGAGCUUGUAUUUACCUGAAAAAGCCACUAGACGAGGAAAUCGUGGAAGAUUUGUGGCAAUUUGUAUUGAGGAGAACAAUCCAAAAGGAAAAAGUUCGAGAACGAUUAGAAGAAAAUGGAGAUAAGAUGAAUGUUGAUGAUAUUGGUAACAAUAAUAUUGUUGGAGAUGAAGUACAAGCUGGAGAAAAGAGUAUUCCUAAUAUUGAGAACCAGAGCAAUAACAUUGAGGCUGAAAAUGAUGUGGUAUCCAAUGGGAAAUACAAGCAAGGGAGGAAAAGAAAUAGAAAAAGCACAAAAGAGAUAAAUGAAGGAGAAAGCCAGAGCAGUGCCAUUAAUAAAAGCGUUAGGCAGAAGCUUCGCAUAGAAUGGACUGUGGACCUUCACACCAAAUUCAUGAAAGCCGUGCAACAACUUGGUGAAGGAAGUUGUUACCCGAAAGAGAUUCUUGAGAUGAUGAAUGUGCCUGGUCUUACUAGAAUGCAAGUUGCUAGCCAUCUUCAGAAAUGUCGUAACGACAAUUGGAGAGUUCCAAAAAAGCGAAAAUCUAUUCGUCACUCAUCAGGCCAGGGAUCUUCAAGUGGUUCUAAACAAAUAAGUAGACUUAGAAAAUUUGGGACAAUGCCUCGUCUUAAAACAAAUGUUACAAAUCUGCAACAACAACAAUGCAACCUAGAAAUCCGAAGAGUUCCAAAGUUUCCAUUUCAACCACACAACAUCAACAACAUUUUUGAAAGAGGAGAGAGUUCAAUUCAACAGCAGGUUUAUCACCCACAACUUAAUGUUGGACCCACCUACCUUAGCAUUGACAGCCUAUUCAAUAACCCAUUUUUGUCGGCACAAAAUAAUGUUGGCGGUGGGCUACAACAACAACAACAUAGCCCAUUAUUUGAAAUGUUGGGACCACAAGGACUACAACGCCCAAUUAAUGGGAGCACUAAUUAUAGGCCUGAGCUAGUGUUUAAUGAUGGAUAUUAUCAUGCUCAAAAUGACUACAAGUUGAAUGUCAAUGCGUACAAUAUAAAAACAUAUUCAAAUAGCGCAAUGAUAUCUGAUGCAGAUGUUGGAAAUGCGACUAUUAUUAAUGGAUUAGGAGUAACCAAUGCUAAUUUCCAGCAAUAUAUGGGUGAACAAAACAUGUCUGAUCCUAGCAAUAUUGUUGCGGCAUCAUAUCCGAGUGAUAUGGAAGGAGGUGAUUCAAGUAAGAAUGAAAAUUAUGAUGUGUAUUUCGAUUACAAUAAUACGGAUUAUCUCUUCCAAAAUCUUAAACUUUCAAGUGAUAACCUACCUAAUGACCAAGACAGUGAAUUUGAUCAAGUUUACUCUAGUGAUCAGGUGGCACCAACACCGAGUGUCGAGUUUUCAGGAAUAACAAAUUUUCCUCGUGACUUAUCAAUAUGAUCCAAUGCUAUCAGAGACUACCAGUGACAACUCUCACAAGGGCUCUUUGCAGUGAUAAAGUUGUUUCCUCAAGUGGAAAUUGCAUCUUUCAUUUCUCUGGAGACUAUUUUGUUUCGUAUGAUUUGGAUUGCUUCAACUAAAUGACAUUUUUUUCCCCAUUUGAAUUAAUGGCCAGUAUUUAAUUACAGGCUUGCAUUUUUUUCUUGACUUGGGACUAUCGUUUUGCUUAGUAUCCCAUUAAUCGUCCCGACAUUACAAACCUUUGGUUGACUGAUUAAAUAUUAUGGGAUUGAUUAUCUUUGGACUAA
Molecule: messenger RNA, 2210 nt
Organism: Lycium ferocissimum
Lineage: Eukaryota; Viridiplantae; Streptophyta; Magnoliopsida; Solanales; Solanaceae
Product: two-component response regulator ORR24-like
Exons: 6
Coding region: 142-1902 (586 amino acids)
Biological process (GO): phosphorelay signal transduction system; regulation of DNA-templated transcription
Cellular component (GO): nucleus
Molecular function (GO): DNA binding; DNA-binding transcription factor activity
Source: RefSeq, a predicted model, not a curated record